Messenger RNA from Olea europaea var. sylvestris, 573 nucleotides. RefSeq lists its product as uncharacterized. The record is from RefSeq and is a predicted model, not a curated record. Bases 144 to 344 code for a protein of 66 amino acids. Lineage: Eukaryota; Viridiplantae; Streptophyta; Magnoliopsida; Lamiales; Oleaceae. The transcript is spliced from 2 exons.
CGCGAAGCUCGAUUCCAGGAAGAAAAACCGCUGAGUCUUGCUCUUUUUUUCCUCUUUCUCUCGCUAUAUAAGCAAUUAUACAGGCACGCAGAUACGUAAUCAUCACAGAAAACCCAAACGCAGUGAGUAGUUUGAGAUUGAACAUGUCGGUUAAACCAACUGUUGCAUUAAGGGCUAUGCUCGUAGGAGGAAUAGCUGCAUUCGCUAAAAUCGGAGGUGCAAUGAAAGCUGCUGGUGGAGUGAAGCUAGGUGCUGCAGCUGCUGCUGUGACAGCUGCAGCAAGUGCAGCUGUGUCGGGAUCAAAACAGGAGUCGAAAGAUGCUCCUACGCACUCUGCAAAAUGACUCAGUCGCGUAGUGACUAAUCCUUGUCUACCGCUGGGAAAUUUUGGACACCCUUGAUUGUAUGUUUUCUGCAAUAAGAUGUGUAACAAUUUUAUUUAUAUAAAAAAAUGUGGCUGAGAAGGAAUUGGCAGCAGAUAGUUCAUCUAGCUUCUCAGUGAACAAAAGCAUGUUGAAAUUUGUCUUUUACCAACUUUUGAUACCGAUGAAGGAUGAUUUUUUGUUCGAGUUA